GCCGGACAGACGGUACAGCACCGAAGUUAAAUACUAAUAUUUCUAUUUCUUUCUUUUCUUUCCCUUUUUUUUUUUGGUGGAAUUUCUCAGCUGCCAAGCAGACAAUUGCAGAAUUCCACUCACUGCUAAAAAUUUCCUCCGAUUUGAUCUAAAGCUCUUUCAAAGAAAAAUUAAACGCGACAACUUUAGGAGCUAAACAUGAUCGGAGUGGGCAAGAUCAAGCAGUACUCUAACGUCCUGGACAAACCGCUCAGCAAGGGGAAACAAGAGGUCAGUUUGAGUGCAUUUGCAUUUUUGUUUUCGGAGCUUGUUCAGUACAACCAGACACAAGUUGACAACAUUGCUGAAUUAGAACGAAGGCUGGAGGAUGCAGGCUAUGCAGUUGGGGCUCGAGUUCUUGAACUUCUCUGCCACAGAGAAAAGGGAAACCGAAGGGAAACUCGGUUGUUGGGUAUUUUGUCUUUUGUGCACAGCACCGUGUGGAAGGUGUUAUUUGGAAAGGUGGCUGAUUCCCUCGAGAAAGGCACUGAACAUGAAGAUGAAUACAUGAUCAGUGAGAAGGAGCUUCUCGUGAACAGAUUCAUUUCCAUUCCAAAGGACAUGGGAACGUUUAAUUGUGGAGCAUUUGUUGCUGGAAUAGUGAGGGGUGUUUUGGAUAGUGCAGGUUUUCCAGCAGUAGUAACAGCUCAUUUUGUACCUAUGGAGGGUCAGCAACGACCUCGCACAACCAUUUUGAUAAAAUUUGCUGAAGAGGUACUAAGAAGAGAAGCAAGAUUAGGUUAACGCUUGUGCCCAAAUACCCUGAUGUAAUUUUCCGGCAGCAAGAAAGCGAGGAAUGGUGAACUUUUCAUUUUACUAAUCAAACUGAUAAGAAUUAUCACUUGCCAAUUCUAUCACAGAUACACAUGGCUUCGUCGGAUUCCUGUUUACUUUUUAUGUAUGCUAUUCUUCAGGGCAUGGUUAUUUUAUUGAUCUAGCUAGUAUUGCCACUGCAAUUGAUGUAAAGUAUGUGUUAUAUUCGAAAAAAGAGAAAAAACCGAACUGAACUGUUUUUGUUUUGUGUGAAUUGUACUUAAAAGAGGAACAAUAUUGGAUCUUUCUCGUGCCUACCCAUUCUUAUUUGAGUUAAUUACUCCUUCCUCAUUUUAUAA
Jatropha curcas is the source of this 1151-nucleotide messenger RNA. RefSeq names its product Transport protein particle (TRAPP) component. NCBI's taxonomy places the organism in Eukaryota, Viridiplantae, Streptophyta, Magnoliopsida, Malpighiales, Euphorbiaceae. Gene Ontology annotation, biological process: endoplasmic reticulum to Golgi vesicle-mediated transport. Gene Ontology annotation, cellular component: TRAPPI protein complex; TRAPPIII protein complex; TRAPPII protein complex. The record is from RefSeq and is a predicted model, not a curated record.